GCGGCGGCGGCCGCUGCAUGUCCCGGCCCGGCGGCCCGGCCGGGCUGCACGUGGGCCUGGCGCGGGGGCGGCACCGGUUCCGGGCAUCGGCGCGGGGCGAGCGGCGCCCCGCCGGAUCACCCGGUUGUGUGCUGCCCGGGCAGGUUGCGGCUGCGCUAGCACCUGCUGAGCGCUUUCAGUGCCUCCUGGACUUUGUCUCAGGUGAAAGGAAAGGACUUGUGGCUGGGGCUGCUAGUAGCAGGAGAGGGUGGAGCUUGGGUGACUCCAGUUGUACAUGCAUUUUGUUCCUGAUACAAUUACUGAGACUGCAAAAUGGGUUUACGCUUCCACCGUGUCGUCUUGUUUGCCAUACCUGGAACACUGGCACUUUUUGGCUGCUGGUGGCUCUAUUUCCGUAGAAAAAAGGAUGCAAGCUAUCACAACAAACAAGUCAUAGCCGUUGGAGAAGAGGAACAGGAAGAAGUGCCAGAGAAUGAUUCCUCAUCCGAAACAGCAGCAUGUGUUCCUCGAACACUGCUCCUCUCAUCAGAAGAGGAAAGCCCAGAGAAUGACACCUCAGCCUCCAUGCUGUCAGCAGCGUUGAUGACGCCCUCUCUUCUGUGUCAAAUUCAUGAGAGGCUAGAUCUCUCACAGGACCUCCCAGACCUGUCAGUAACGACAAUUCAGCCCAGCACCCUUGAGGACGACAGUGACAAGCUAGAAACAAUAGGAUCUCAAGAUGAAAGUAGUGUCCCUGCUUGUGUUUCUCUCCCUCUGAUCUCAGAGAGCACAGAGUGUCACGGCAGUGCUGUGGUGAGCCUUGUAGAGGAUUCAGGCUCUAGCACAAAGCAAGAUCAGCAGCUGUCAGCAUCAGUGACGGUGGCACAAGUGUCUCUGGGAAUCACGGAGGAGAUCAGAAUUGCAGAGCAGACAGGUGAUUCUUUGUUUAAGCCCCCGAAGGAAAGCCAGGUGCCAGAAAUUGUGCUCUCGGAUAUUGGCUCUGUGCCAGCCCUUUGCUUAGGGUUGGGAAAGGAAGCAGAUACCCCACAAGCCUUUCUCAUUGAUGAAGUUGUAUCAAGUCACAAGGAUCCUGCAGUGAGCACGUUACAGGAUAGUUUGGAGUCUACCUGUUUGGAGCAGCCCAGGGAAGAAGAGAUGUGCAAGUCAAUUGCCAGUACUGUACCUGUGUGCCAGGAGGAGAGCACACACCCUAAAGGAGAUGCACUGGAAAGAGAGAAGAUUGGAGGAGCAAGCCUGGACAAGGAAGAAGUUGAGGAAAUCGAGCAAGUAGCAGUACAGAUAGUUUUCAAGGUCAUUUCGAUAGCCACUGAGGAAGUGCUGUCUGGUGCCAUGAGUGAUGCGCCUGCUCAGAUCUGCCAGGUUGCAGCCAGCCAAGUGAAGAUGCCACUGGAGACAAACGUUGUUUCCCCUGGCUGGAUGCUUGUGGAGAAAGCUACAGUAGCUGAUGAGAACGUUGCUGCAAAGUGUGAUGCUGCAGUAGUGGCAUCCCCUCGGACAGAGGAACAGGAUUGGAGUGUGAUGGAUUCCAGCUGUUCAACACACGGCUGUUUGUCCAGCCCUGUUCAGGGAGACACAAAAGACUGUCAGAUGAAGAACCGUGUGUGCGGUGACUCCCAGGGAGCUGAUCGGACUUCUUUGGAAAACUGUGGAGGGCCACUGGUAGAGUUGCCUGUUGUGAUGGAGGACCCUGGGUACAGCACACACACAUCUGAAGGUGGUCAGAGUGCAAAGGACCUGUUGCAGAACGCAAUGCUGUCUGUUGCAUCAGGCCAGCAUUCGGACUCACAGAGCAUACCUGCAACCCAAGAUAAGUCUGCUGAGCAGAGCUUGGUACCAGCUGACAAACCUGCUACUGAAGACAGCAAAGUGCCACACAGUAAUGGGAUACUGAAAGAGGAUAGUCCAGACUUGCAUAAUGAGUGUAGCAGUGCACUGGGGGUGGCUCGAGAUCACACAGAAGGUUCGAAUGUAGAUUACAUGGAUUUUGUGGACGGUGGCUGUGCCGUGAGGAAGACGGUGGCUCAUCAGAACUCUAAGCUGGGAAGAGAGUCCAGCAAGUCUGACUUCGUUGUCUGGGAAAUAGAGGUCCCAAAGGAGUUAGUUGGCCGCUUGAUUGGCAAACAAGGAAGAUUUAUGAACUACUUGAGGCAAUCAUCUGGUGCCAAAAUCUAUGUCUCAACACUACCUUAUUUCCAUGACUCCCAAGUCUGCCACAUUGAAGGCUCCUGGCCUCAAGUAGACAAAGUCCUGAGCCUGAUUGGCAAGAAGUUCAAGGACUUGUGUCUCACCAACGUCUACGGCCUGUCUCCACCAACACCACUGACACUUCAUUCCCUCCUUCUGACUGCCUGGCUGUUCCUCCCGGAUGGAGUCACUGUAGAGGUGGUCGUGGCGAACCAAGUCAAUGCAGGGCACAUGUUUCUCCAGCAGCACACACACCCUACUUUCCAUGUCCUGCGUAGCCUUGACCAGCAGAUGUGUGCCUGCUAUUCUCAACCUGAAAUUCCAACCCUGCCAACUCCAGUGGAAGUUGGUAUUAUCUGUGCAGCGCCGGGCCUGAAUGGGGCAUGGUUACGGGCUCAAGUUAUUAGCUACUUCGAAGAGACUAGUGAAGUGGAGCUCAGAUAUGUGGACUACGGAGGAUAUGACAAAGUGAAGGUCGAUACACUCAGGCAAAUCAGGUCUGACUUCUUAUCACUACCUUUCCAAGGAGCAGAAGUUUUACUAGACAACGUGGUGCCACUUCCAGACGAGGACCACUUCUCAUCCGAAGCUGACGCCACUGUCAGUGAGAUGACCAGAGGUGCAGUCCUAGUGGCACAGGUCACAAAUUACGACAGUGCCACAGGUCUGCCACUGAUACAGCUGUGGAACUUGAUGGGAGAUGAGGUGGUGUCAGUGAACAGAACUCUGGUGGAGAGAGGAUUUGCUCAGUGGCUUGACUACUAGCAGUGUCCUAGAUGCCUCAACAACCCUCUGCAGAAAAAAACAAAGACGACACCUUAUUUUGAAAUGUUACAAUUUGGUUUGGCAAAUUCUUAUAAGAAGACUUCUUUACACCUAAAUACCCAGUUUUAUGGUCCAUUGAUACUAAUUUUGCUCAACUUCUACUGUUUCACUAGAAACACAUACCUCAUGUUGGUGAAAGGUGGGGUGUUAAAAGCCAUAAUGACAGAUACUGUAGCUUUAAAGCAAAAAAUCCUCCCUGUCUGCUACUCAAAGUUGAAUGGAAGAAAACUUAAAACCCAGGGGCUUGCUUGAAGCUAACAAAUGCCCCUGAAACAUUAACUGUUGUUGUGUUUUUGUUCAAGAUGCGUAAUACACCAUGAACUUAGUAUCUGCUUUUCCUAGAAGUUACAUCGGUUGUCCUUUUUUAACAGGCUCUGCCUAUGAAAUUAAUGAAUGUUAUUAAGGAAUUUAAUGUUCAGUUAUGGAUUUUUCUAUAUUGUGCCACUAACCUGCACAAAUAACAUUCAUCUUGUGUCUUCUGUAUGCCAGGAGGUAGAUGAAUUGCAUUUGUUGCACUUAAUGUGGCACGUGUCUCACUGCAGUCGUGGUUUUUAGGCUUGAUAUGCUUAAGGAAGAAAGCUUCUUUGUGCAGAUGCUUGAAGUGCAGGAUAUGUUACCACUACAAUUUUUGUUCUGAAAUGUCAUGUAUUUAAAGAAAAGAACCGAUUGCCAAGCCCAAUUGUAGUUUAUAUUUUUCUAGCCUUGCAAGUCUGUAAAUAUAUAUAAAAAAAUUGUAAUAUUUUGUACAAGAAAAACACUGGAAACAAAGGGAACUUUACAGAAUCUUUUUCACACCAAAAUGUGCUAUGUAGGUAGAACUGGUUUGGAGUGCAUUAGGGUAGCCGACAUUUGGAGCAACUAAAUGUUGGGAGUGUUUCAGCUCUGCUGUAUACAGGAUUAGUAUUUCCUAGAUUGCUGUCUGGUUUGAACUGUGAUCGCUGCAUUCUUUGCUAUGUUGCUGUACAGAUCUGUUUUUUAAAAAAAAAAGUAACAACUUGGCAUUAAUAUUGCAGUGCUGUUCUCUCAAAUUUUUUUGAUCCUUUUUAGAUUUCUCUUACAUAUUUAAAAAGUUGCUCAAGUAAUUUAAGCAGGCUUAAUACUCUUGAACAGAUGCCCUCUAAUGUAUAUAAUUUUAGAUAUGUAUUGAACUGGGAUUUAUUGCUGGCAGGGAAGAUAGUUGUCAGGAAAAUGUUGAUGUAGUCAGCCCUGAGAAGUUUUUUCACAUGGAUUCAAGGAUGUCCUUACAUCCUAUGAGCUAACAUGUCAGUGCAUCAAAUGUUGGACAGCUGCCUACAGAAUCUUUUGGUCCAAUCCCUUCUAAUAUGGUAUAGUUAUGUCCUUUUUUUUUUUCCCCAGUUCUUUCCUAUUUGGCACUUAAAAUGUAUUGUUCAUGUUUGCAGUAACAUCCAAUGAAAACUAAAUUUGGUAACUCAUUUAAAUCUAUAAAACAUAUAUAUCCUCUUGGAAUGUUUCUUUCCAUUUAAAUUAAAGCUAAAAUUUUAAGCCGUAA
Molecule: messenger RNA, 4519 nt
Organism: Falco peregrinus (peregrine falcon)
Lineage: Eukaryota; Metazoa; Chordata; Aves; Falconiformes; Falconidae
Gene: AKAP1
Product: A-kinase anchoring protein 1
Exons: 13
Coding region: 313-2949 (878 amino acids)
Molecular function (GO): RNA binding
Source: RefSeq, a predicted model, not a curated record